UCGCGCAGGGAACUUUAACACGCUGGAUCCCAAAGUCCGUCUCUCUCACCUGCGCAGUUCGGAGCUGCCAUGGAUUUCGCGGCCGGAUUUACUAUCUUAAUCACACUGCCGAUCUUUCUGCAGACGAACGGCCUUUAUAUCUCCAGUAGCAUAGAUUCCCUGCAGCAUGUUCUGGGGGACUAUGGAUUGGUGAAGCCCGUUCUUACUGAUGCAGAAGGCCGCUUUCUGUCCCAUGCGGUAUCGGUUGGUCCAGCAGAUGGGCAGUUCCGUAGGCGCUGGAGAAGAGAGGCGGCAUCGUCCGACCACGCCCACCAUGAGUCCGGAGGAGGCACGCCUGAGCGACUGUACUACAACGUCACAGUCUUCGGCCGGGAGUUUCACCUGCGUCUGCAUCGCAACACGCGCCUGGUGGCCCCCGGAGCCAAGAUGGAGUGGCAGGAAUCCGACGGCACACACUCCGAGCUUUUGAAGAGCGACUGCAUGUAUGUUGGCGACAUUACAGACAUACAGGGAGCCUCCGUAGCUAUUAGUAACUGUGACGGCCUGGCAGGUAUGAUCAGAACUGAGCAGGAGGAGUUUUUCAUUGAGCCAGUGGAAACGGGACAUCAUGUGAUUGAGCAGGAGGAAGAGGACGGUGGCCGUUCUCACAUUGUGUACCGUUCUGCUGCCGUGAAGAAGCCUCCUGUUAGCCCACUAGCAGCAGAUUUCCACUCCAAAGGUGCUGAUUUGGGCAGACUUUUGGACCUUGAGACUCUGUAUCAGGGUCUUGAACGCAGUAUAAACCAGAGCCGACGAGCCCGCAGACAGCUGCCCGAUCGGGCCUACUACAUUGAGGUUUUGCUGGGGGUGGACGACUCCGUGGUGCAGUUUCACGGGCAGCAGAAUGUGGAGAAGUACCUCCUCACUCUUAUGAACAUCGUGAACGAGAUUUAUCAUGACCAUUCUCUCGGGGCACUUAUAAAUGUGGUGCUAGUUCGGAUUGUUUUGGUCGAUGCCAGAAAAUCCAUGAACCUCAUUGAGCUGGGCAAUCCUUCUCAGAGUCUGGAGAAUGUGUGUCGCUGGGCUUUCGAACAGCAGAGGAAGGACACUAAUGAUAAAGAUUACCAUGAUCACGCCAUCUUUCUCACUCGUCAAGAGUUUGGACCCACAGGGAUGCAGGGUUACGCUCCUGUCACAGGCAUGUGUCACCCCGUACGGAGCUGCACUCUCAACCAUGAGGACGGUUUCUCGUCUGCUUUUGUUGUGGCACAUGAAACCGGCCACGUGUUGGGGAUGGAGCAUGAUGGGCAGGGGAAUCGUUGUGGAGAUGAGGUGCAGAUGGGGAGCAUCAUGGCCCCACUGGUGCAGGCUGCUUUCCACCGCUUCCACUGGUCCCGCUGCAGUCAACAGGAACUGGGCCGCUACCUGCAUUCGUAUGAUUGUCUCCGUGAUGACCCGAUCGAGCCCAAAUGGGAGGAGCUUCCGCACCUGCCCGGGAUGGAUUACUCCAUGCACGAACAAUGUCGCUUUGACUUUGGGGCUGGAUACAUGAUGUGCACAGCGCUGCAAAAGGUGGGGCCAGCAGGAGCCCAGUAUCGCCCCUUUGAUCCCUGUAAGCAGCUUUGGUGUGCUCACCCAGACAACCCCUUCUUCUGCAAGACCAAAAAAGGUCCACCCAUUGAUGGCACUAUAUGCGGUGAUGGGAAGCACUGUUUUAAAGGCCACUGUAUGCAUCUGACUCCAGACAUCAUAAAAAAGGACGGAAACUGGGGGACGUGGAGUGAGCUUGGCGCCUGCUCUCGCCCCUGUGGAAGGGGACUACAGUUUCGCACCCGAGCUUGUGACAAUCCGCUUCCAGCAAACGGUGGACGUUCUUGCGCCGGCCCAAGCUAUCAGUUCCAGAUGUGUAAUACGCAUGAGUGUGAGGACCUGUACCAUGACUACAGAGCUGAGCAAUGUAGCAUGAUGGACAACAAGUUUGAGUACCAGAAUACCUGGCACCACUGGCUGCCUUAUGAACAAUCCGACCCUAAGCAACGCUGCAAAUUGUACUGUCAAUCCAAAGAGACGCGAGCUAUAGUCAACAUGCAGACUCAGGUGGAACCUGGAACACACUGCUCCUACAAAGAUCCCUACAGUGUGUGUGUGUACGGAGACUGUGAGAAAGUGGGCUGUGAUAAUGUGGUAGGAUCAGCUCUACAGGAAGAUAAGUGUGGCGUCUGCGGGGGAGACGGGACCAAGUGCAAGACUCACAAGUUUAACUUCACCUUUGUAGAGAAGAAAGGUGUCAUUAAAGUGCUUGAAGUUCCCAGAGGGGCAAGACAUCUCUUAAUCCAGGAACUUAAUGGAACUACUCACAUUUUAGCUGUCAGGAAUAAAGCGUCAGGUGAUUUCUUUCUCAACGCAUAUGGAGACUACCCAGAGACACGCUCAGUUAUUGAAAAAGGUCUGGAAUGGGAGUAUGAAAAUAAAAACAACAAGGACACCAUUCAAACCAGCGGACCCUUGAAAAAUGAUGUGGUUGUCAUGAUCCGAAUGCAUGGAUCGGCCAAGGUGAAGGUGUCGAUAAAAUACAUCACUGACAGUGACAGACUGAGUGACUGUGCCAAUGAGAAUAACAUGGUCCCUGAUAAUGCGGUGCCAUACUCCUGGGUGGUGAAGAGAUGGACACCCUGUUCCAAGACCUGUGGAGGAGGUAUUCAGAUGACGCGUUAUGGCUGCCGUAAAAACGCAGAGAUGAGGAUGGUCCAUCGCAGAUUCUGUGAGAAACUCAAGCAGCCUCCGCCCCUGUUUAGAGACUGUUACCUGAGCGAGUGUGCUCAGCCCAUCUGGGUGGCUGGAGAGUGGGGUGAAUGCAGUAAGUCUUGUGGGAAGACUGGCACUCAGACACGCUCUGUACGCUGCGUCCAGCCUCUAGCCGACGGCAAGAUCAAAUCCAUCCGCAGCCGUUACUGCAGUGACGAGCGCCCAGAGUCUCGCAGAGACUGUAAUCGCAACCUGUGCCCUGCUGAGUGGAGGCUGGGCCCCUGGUCACAGUGCUCAGUGACGUGUGGUAAUGGUACGCAGGAGAGGCAGGUGCUUUGUCACACCCGUGACAACACCAUUGGACUGUGUCUGGACUCCAAACCAGCUGCAUUAAGACCCUGCAGAAUGGAUCCCUGCCCAAGGAGCACUUCUGACUUCAACAAGCACGGCAACUUCCUGAUACAGUGGUUGUCGCGUCACGACCCCAAAUACCCUGUGCAGAGGAUGUCAAGUAAAGCGUCUCUCUCCAGCCACGUUGUGGCGCUGCGCUGUCUCACCUCUCUCAGCUGGACCUUCCCUCUGUCUAUCUGCCUGGCUUUACAAGGCAAACUCCCCUGA
This is a messenger RNA of Sinocyclocheilus anshuiensis, 3342 nucleotides long. Its product is annotated as A disintegrin and metalloproteinase with thrombospondin motifs 2. Gene Ontology annotation, cellular component: extracellular matrix. Gene Ontology annotation, molecular function: metalloendopeptidase activity. The transcript is spliced from 22 exons. Gene Ontology annotation, biological process: extracellular matrix organization; proteolysis. The record is from RefSeq and is a predicted model, not a curated record. The coding region runs from base 70 to 3342 and encodes 1090 amino acids. NCBI's taxonomy places the organism in Eukaryota, Metazoa, Chordata, Actinopteri, Cypriniformes, Cyprinidae.